AUGGAGAAUAGUCUUGGAUGUGUUUGGGUACCCAAGCUGGCUUUUGUACUCUUCGGAGCUUCCCUGCUCAGCGCGCAUCUUCAAGUCGCCGGUUUCCAAAUUAAAGCUUUCACAGCACUGCGCUUCCUCUCAGAACCUUCUGAUGCCGUCACGAUGCGAGGAGGAAACGUCCUCCUCGACUGCUCUGCAGAGUCCGACCGGGGAGUCCCAGUCAUCAAGUGGAAGAAAGAUGGCAUCCAUCUAGCCUUGGGAAUGGAUGAAAGGAAGCAGCAACUGUCAAACGGGUCUCUGUUGAUACAAAACAUAUUUCAUUCCAGACACCAUAAGCCAGAUGAAGGACUUUACCAAUGUGAGGCAUCUUUAGGAGACUCUGGAUCCAUUAUUAGUCGGACAGCAAAAGUCGCAGUAGCAGGACCACUGAGGUUCCUUUCCCAGACAGACUCUGUCACAGCCUUCAUGGGAGACACAGUGCUACUCAAGUGCGAAGUCAUUGGGGAGCCCAUGCCAACAAUACACUGGCAGAAGAACCAGCAAGACCUGACUCCCACCCCUGGCGACUCCCGAGUGGUGAUCUUGCCCUCCGGAGCAUUGCAGAUCAGCCGACUUCAACCAGGGGACAUGGGAAUUUAUCGCUGCUCGGCUAGGAAUCCCGCCAGCUCAAGAAUAGGAAAUGAAGCAGAAGUCAGGAUAUUAUCAGAUCCAGGGCUACAGAGGCAGCUGUAUUUUCUGCAAAGACCAUCCAAUGUAGUAGCCAUUGAAGGGAAAGAUGCAGUCCUUGAGUGUUGUGUUUCUGGUUAUCCUCCGCCGAGCUUUACCUGGUUACGGGGAGAGGAAGUCAUCCAACUCAGGUCUAAAAAGUAUUCUUUGUUGGGUGGAAGCAACUUGCUUAUCUCCAAUGUGACAGAUGAUGACAGUGGAACUUACACCUGUGUUGUCACGUACAAAAACGAGAAUAUUAGUGCCUCUGCAGAGCUCACAGUCUUGGUUCCGCCAUGGUUUUUAAAUCACCCCUCCAAUCUCUAUGCCUAUGAAAGCAUGGAUAUUGAGUUUGAAUGUGCAGUCUCGGGAAAGCCUGUGCCCACUGUGAAUUGGAUGAAGAAUGGAGAUGUGGUCAUUCCUAGUGAUUAUUUUCAGAUAGUGGGAGGAAGCAACUUACGGAUCCUUGGGGUAGUGAAGUCGGACGAAGGCUUUUAUCAGUGUGUGGCUGAAAAUGAGGCUGGAAAUGCCCAGACUAGUGCACAGCUCAUUGUCCCUAAACCUGCUGUCCCAAGCUCCAGUGUCCUCCCUUCAGCUCCCAGAGAUGUGGUCCCCGUCUUGGUUUCCAGUCGAUUUGUCCGUCUCAGCUGGCGCCCACCUGCAGAAGCAAAAGGGAACAUCCAAACUUUCACGGUCUUUUUCUCCAGAGAAGGUGACAACAGGGAACGAGCACUGAAUACAACCCAGCCUGGGUCUCUUCAGCUUACGGUGGGAAACCUGAAGCCAGAAGCCAUGUAUACGUUCCGUGUCGUGGCGUACAAUGAGUGGGGACCAGGAGAGAGUUCUCAGCCCAUCAAGGUGGCUACUCAGCCUGAAUUGCAAGUUCCAGGGCCAGUGGAAAACCUGCAAGCUGUAUCUACCUCACCUACCUCAAUUCUCAUUACCUGGGAACCGCCUGCCUAUGCAAAUGGUCCAGUCCAAGGUUACAGAUUGUUCUGCACUGAGGUGUCCACGGGAAAAGAACAGAAUAUAGAGGUUGAUGGACUAUCUUAUAAACUGGAAGGCCUGAAAAAAUUCACAGAAUAUAGUCUUCGAUUCUUAGCUUACAAUCGCUAUGGUCCAGGAGUAUCUACUGAUGAUAUAACAGUGGUUACACUUUCUGAUGUGCCAAGUUCCCCACCUCAGAACGUCUCCCUGGAAGUGGUCAACUCAAGGAGUAUCAAAGUAAGCUGGCUGCCUCCUCCAUCAGGAACACAAAAUGGAUUUAUUACUGGCUAUAAAAUUCGACACAGAAAGACGACCCGCAGGGGUGAGAUGGAAACACUGGAGCCAAACAACCUCUGGUACCUGUUCACAGGACUGGAGAAAGGAAGUCAGUACAGUUUCCAGGUGUCAGCCAUGACCGUCAACGGCACUGGACCCCCUUCCAACUGGUACACAGCAGAGACCCCAGAGAAUGACCUGGAUGAGUCUCAAGUUCCUGAUCAGCCAAGCUCUCUUCACGUGAGGCCCCAGACCAACUGCAUCAUCAUGAGUUGGACUCCUCCCUUGAACCCAAACAUCGUGGUACGAGGUUACAUUAUUGGUUAUGGUGUUGGGAGCCCUUAUGCUGAGACAGUGCGUGUGGACAGUAAGCAGCGAUAUUAUUCCAUCGAGAGGUUAGAGUCAAGUUCCCAUUAUGUAAUCUCCCUAAAAGCUUUUAACAACGCAGGAGAAGGAGUUCCUCUUUAUGAAAGUGCCACCACCAGAUCUAUAACAGAUCCCACUGACCCAGUUGAUUAUUAUCCUUUGAUUGAUGAUUUCCCCACCUCGGUCCCAGAUGUCUCCACCCCCAUGCUCCCACCAGUAGGUGUCCAGGCUGUGGCUCUUACCCACGACGCCGUGAGGGUCAGCUGGGCAGACAACUCUGUCCCGAAGAACCAAAAAACGUCUGAGGUGCGACUUUACACUGUCCGGUGGAGGACUAGUUUUUCUGCGAGUGCAAAAUAUAAGUCAGAAGACACAACAUCUCUAAGUUACACAGCAACAGGCCUCAAACCAAACACAAUGUAUGAGUUCUCGGUCAUGGUAACAAAAAACAGAAGGUCCAGCACGUGGAGCAUGACUGCACACGCCACCACGUAUGAAGCAGCCCCGACCUCUGCUCCCAAAGAUCUGACAGUCAUUACCCGGGAAGGGAAGCCUCGCGCUGUCAUUGUGAGCUGGCAGCCUCCCUUGGAAGCCAAUGGGAAAAUUACUGCUUACAUCUUGUUUUAUACUUUGGACAAGAACAUCCCAAUCGAUGACUGGAUUAUGGAAACCAUCAGUGGUGAUCGGCUUACUCAUCAAAUCAUGGAUCUCAACCUUGACACUAUGUAUUACUUUCGAAUUCAAGCACGAAAUGCAAAAGGAGUGGGGCCCCUCUCUGAUCCCAUCCUCUUCAGGACUCUGAAAGUGGAACACCCGGACAAAAUGGCUAAUGACCAAGGUCGUCAUGGAGAUGGAGGUUAUUGGCCCGUUGAUACUAAUUUGAUUGAUAGAAGCACCCUAAAUGAGCCCCCCAUUGGACAGAUGCAUCCCCCACAUGGCAGUGUCACCCCUCAGAAGAACAGCAACCUGCUUGUGAUCAUUGUAGUCACCGUUGGUGUCAUCACAGUGCUGGUGGUGGUGAUCGUGGCUGUGAUUUGCACCCGACGCUCUUCAGCCCAGCAGAGAAAGAAACGGGCCACCCACAGCAUUGGCAAAAGGAAAGGCAGCCAGAAGGACCUCCGACCCCCUGAUCUUUGGAUCCAUCAUGAAGAAAUGGAGAUGAAAAAUAUUGAGAAGCCAUCAGGCACUGACCCCACAGGAAGGGACUCUCCCAUUCAAAGUUGCCAAGAUCUCACACCCGUCAGCCACAGCCAGUCAGAAACCCAACUGGGGAGCAAAAGCACCUCCCAUUCAGGUCAGGACACUGAGGAAGCAGGGAGCUCCAUGUCUACCCUGGAGAGGUCGCUGGCUGCCCGCCGAGCCACCCGGGCCAAGCUCAUGAUCCCCAUGGACACGCAGUCCAACAACCCUGCUGUCGUGAGCGCCAUCCCUGUGCCAACCCUAGAAAGUGCCCAGUACCCAGGGAUCCUCCCAUCUCCCACGUGUGGAUACCCCCACCCGCAGUUCACUCUCCGGCCGGUGCCAUUCCCAACACUGUCCGUGGACCGAGGGUUUGGAGCAGGAAGAAGUCAGUCGGUGAGUGAAGGACCAACCACCCAACAACCACCCAUGUUGCCCCCGUCUCAAGCAGAGCAUCCCAGCAGUGAGGAGGCACCAAGCAGAACCAUCCCCACGGCCUGCGUUCGACCAACUCAUCCACUCCGCAGCUUUGCUAACCCUUUGCUACCUCCACCAAUGAGUGCAAUAGAACCGAAAGUCCCUUACACACCACUUUUGUCUCAGCCAGGGCCCACUCUUCCUAAGACUCAUGUUAAAACAGCCUCUCUCGGGUUGGCUGGAAAAGCAAGAUCCCCUUUGCUUCCCGUGUCGGUGCCGACAGCCCCUGAAGUGUCUGAGGACAGCCACAAACCAACGGAGGAUUCGGCCAACGUGUAUGAACAGGAUGAUCUGAGUGAACAAAUGGCGAGUUUGGAAGGGCUCAUGAAGCAACUGAAUGCCAUCACAGGCUCGGCUUUUUAACAUACGUUGCCAAAUUGAUGAGGUGAAUUUUCCAGGAACUUUGCAGCGUACCAAUUACAUAUAAACAGCACACCUGUGUCCAAGAACUCUAACCAGUGUACAGGUCAAUCAUCAGAAUCACUCAAUUAAGGAAGAUCCUGAAGCAGUUCAGAAGGAAUAAGCAUCCCUUCUUUCAUAGGCAUCAGAAAUUGUAAAAUGAUGGCUAUGAGGUCCCUAGACAAAAGCAAAGAUGCAUCUUCACUGCAUUGUCAAAGCUGAAGCUGCU
Molecule: messenger RNA, 4609 nt
Organism: Lemur catta (Ring-tailed lemur)
Lineage: Eukaryota; Metazoa; Chordata; Mammalia; Primates; Lemuridae
Gene: DCC
Product: DCC netrin 1 receptor
Exons: 29
Coding region: 1-4344 (1447 amino acids)
Biological process (GO): cell-cell adhesion
Cellular component (GO): membrane
Molecular function (GO): protein binding
Source: RefSeq, a predicted model, not a curated record